ACAGUUCGCGAAUACAACAACAACAUUUUAUUUACUUCCGCUUUUUGAUCUCAGGGUCACUUUGGAGAGUUAUGUCUUUUUUGUAUCGAAACGUGAUCAGGGUAGCAGAUAAGUUUGUUCCGGCAGGUUUACAGUCGACAUGGAAUCAUCCAGCAGGACCAAAGACAAUUUUCUUCUGGGCCCCCACUAUGAAAUGGUGUCUCGUUAUUGCUGGUAUUGGUGACAUGUCUAGACCGGCAGAAAAACUCAGUGUAACACAGUCAUCAGCCUUAGCUGCUACAGGUUUGAUCUGGUCUCGUUAUUCUCUUGUGAUAACACCAAAGAACUGGAAUCUUUUCUGUGUAAAUAUUUUUGUGGCAGCAACAGGGUUAUACCAGUUGGCUAGAAUAUACAACUAUCACCAGAAGUUGAAGGAAGUAGAAUCACACCAUCAUGUAAAAUAAGGAAUCCAGCAGAUAAGAUAAUUGUACAGUAAUGUGAUGGAUAGUGGAUACAGACUACAAGAUAUUAUUGUGAAUGUUUCUGUUAAAUACCAUGUAUGAAAUAUGCUGAUAUUUUAUCACAGAGUCACAGAUGACGUUUCUGAUGUUUAACUGAAGCUAAUUGUUUUUGUUUUAAAUAAAUAGCCAGAAUGACCCAUAAAACAAAUUGCAAUAUAUAUA
This is a messenger RNA of Mercenaria mercenaria, 662 nucleotides long. RefSeq lists its product as uncharacterized. Gene Ontology annotation, cellular component: mitochondrial inner membrane. Gene Ontology annotation, molecular function: pyruvate transmembrane transporter activity. NCBI's taxonomy places the organism in Eukaryota, Metazoa, Mollusca, Bivalvia, Venerida, Veneridae. The coding region runs from base 72 to 443 and encodes 123 amino acids. The record is from RefSeq and is a predicted model, not a curated record. The transcript is spliced from 5 exons. Gene Ontology annotation, biological process: pyruvate import into mitochondria.